GUACCUCGAUAACUUCCUUACGCGGACCGGUCCAUUUACAGAUGAAGAUGCUUUUGUACCCGGAGACGCAGCCAUCUCUGGCUUGGAGCGGAACAAGAUAUUGUAAGAGCGGAGCAGGUGGUCUGGGUUGCGAGAUUCUCAAGAAUCUCGCGCUUUCCGGCUUCAAGGAUAUCCACGUGAUUGACAUGGACACGAUCGACGUCUCCAACCUCAAUCGGCAGUUUCUCUUCCGUGCUUCAGAUGUCGGCAGUUACAAAGCCGAAGUCGCCGCCAGGUUCGUCGAGAAGCGCGUAAAGGGUGUCAAGAUCACUCCCUACUGCGGCAAGAUUCAAGACAAAGAUGAAGAGUACUACAUGCAAUUCGGCAUGGUCGUAUGUGGUCUAGACAGCGUUGAGGCGCGGCGAUGGAUCAACGCGACACUCGUCGGCAUGGUAGAUGGUGACAACCCGGACUCGCUCAAGCCUUUAGUUGACGGUGGUACCGAGGGCUUCAAGGGUCAGGCCCGUGUUAUUUUCCCCACUAUAACAUCAUGCAUCGAGUGCCAACUUGACAUGCACGCUCCGCGUGCUGCCGUACCUCUGUGUACCCUAGCUACUAUUCCCCGUCAGCCACAGCAUUGUAUCGAAUGGGCGCACAUCAUAGCCUGGGAAGAGCAUCGCAAGGACGACACACUCGAUACUGAUGACCCAGAGCACAUUACGUGGCUGUACCAGAAGGCGCUUACCCGCGCGAAGGAGUUCAACAUCGAAGGCGUCACAUACAGCAUGACGCAAGGCGUCGUGAAGAACAUCAUUCCGGCUAUUGCAAGCACGAACGCCAUCGUCGCGGCGAGCUGCUGCAACGAAGCUUUCAAGAUCGCCACAAACACCAAUCCAUUCAUCGGCUAUCCUGGAAGCGACAACUACAUGAUGUACACGGGCGACGACUCUGUGUACACGUAUACCUUUGAGCACCAAAAGAAAGACGACUGUCCCGUCUGCGGUGCUGGCAAUAUUGCUCGACCGCUGCAGAUUAACCCCAACACCACACUACAGGAGUUCAUCGAUGGUUUGGCUGAGCGACCAGAAGCUCAACUCAAGAACCCAGCGAUUCGCACAGGUGAAAAGUCUCUGUGGAUGCAGCUUGCCAGCUUGCAACAGCAGCUGCGUCCGAACCUUGACAAGAAGAUGUCGGAGCUUGUGGAGGAGGGCGAGGAGCUCACGAUUACGGACAAGAGCUUCCCGACGCAGUUCAAGUACAAGGCUGUGUUCUCGAAUUAGGAUGCGGACUCCUGAUAGUAAGACCAUGUGUCUCAAGUUGCAGAUCAAGUCGGACGCAUCUUCUUAGCUUUGUGAAACUGCUACAAUAGCUUAUAAUACUUGAGAAAACGCGAAAAUUCGCAGUCA
Parastagonospora nodorum SN15 is the source of this 1385-nucleotide messenger RNA. RefSeq lists its product as hypothetical. NCBI's taxonomy places the organism in Eukaryota, Fungi, Ascomycota, Dothideomycetes, Pleosporales, Phaeosphaeriaceae. Bases 42 to 1259 code for a protein of 405 amino acids. The record is from RefSeq and is a predicted model, not a curated record. The transcript has 3 exons. Gene Ontology annotation, biological process: protein neddylation. Gene Ontology annotation, cellular component: nucleus; cytoplasm. Gene Ontology annotation, molecular function: NEDD8 activating enzyme activity.